Messenger RNA from Engraulis encrasicolus (European anchovy), 5941 nucleotides. RefSeq names its product kelch repeat and BTB (POZ) domain containing 8 (gene kbtbd8). NCBI's taxonomy places the organism in Eukaryota, Metazoa, Chordata, Actinopteri, Clupeiformes, Engraulidae. The record is from RefSeq and is a predicted model, not a curated record. The coding region runs from base 430 to 2244 and encodes 604 amino acids. Gene Ontology annotation, molecular function: protein binding. The transcript has 4 exons.
CAUACAGACAUAGACUAAUCUAGGUAAGGACAUAGACAGUAUAGACAUAGACAGUACUUAUACAUGGACUUAAGACAGUAUGGACAUAGACAGUGCUCAUACGGACAUUUAAAGUGCAAGACUGGACAACAGAAGACUUGUAGAGGACAUACAUUAAGAGGUAAUGUGCAUACGUUUGUGUACCAAAACUCAAUUGGAUAAUGAGGCUGUCAGGGCCUGUCAAGUUAAUUGAUAAGGAUUCAUUUUGGCACCUGUAAGCACACACCAGAAGAUGUUGCUGUGUGUUGAUUCUCCAACUUUAAUGGAGUACGUUGCCAUUGGUCAGUCUUUUCACUUUGACAGAAAUGAUUGGCUGUUGCUUGUUUCCGGGGCUCAGAUCCACCGGUGACGUCUGCUUUUACCAUCUGCAGCGAGACAGACUGGGCGAGAAUGGCUGCCGGGGGAGAGGUCGGAAAGCUGUUACAAGUGCAGAAUGGAACUCCAGCAAACACCAGCUUUAACGGGGUAGAUGCUCUUCACGCGUGUAACCUCCUGCAGCAGCUGAAAGCCCUCUAUGACGAAGCACAGCUGACAGACAUCGUGGUGGAGGUGGACCAUGGCAAGACAUUCUCCUGUCACAGAAAUGUCUUGGCCGCCAUUAGUCCUUAUUUUAGAUCCAUGUUCACAAGUGGCCUUACAGAGAGCAGCCAGCGCGAGGUGCGCAUCGUGGGCGUGGAGUCGGAGUCCAUGCACCUGGUGCUGGACUACGCGUACACGUCGCGCGUCACGCUGUCGGAGAGCAACGUGCAGGCCCUCUUCACGGCGGCCAGCAUCUUCCAGAUCCCGGCGCUGCAGGACCAGUGCGCCCAGUUCAUGGUCAGCCGGCUGGACCCGCAGAACUGCAUCGGCGUCUACAUCUUCGCCGACGCCUACGGCCACCAGGAGCUGGCCGAGCGCUCGCAGGACUACAUCCGCAAGAAGUUCCUGUGCGUGGUGGGCGAGCAGGAGUUCCUGCAGCUCACCAAGGAGCAGCUGGUGGGCAUCCUCAACAGCGACGACCUCAACGUGACCAAGGAGGAGCACGUGUACGAGAGCGUGGUGCGGUGGCUGGAGCACGACUGCGAGGCGCGGCAGGCCCACCUGCCCGAGGUCUUCUCCAAGUGCAUCCGCCUGCCCCUGCUGGACGAGGCCUUCCGCAGCCGCAUCCCGCCGGCGCUGGCCCUGGCGCUGCCCAAGGACGGCGGCGCGGCCGACAAGAACGGCCACCUGAACGGCACCAACGGCUGCCCGCAGCGGCUGGGCAUGACGGCCUCCGAGAUGGUCAUCUGCUUCGACGCGGCGCACAAGCACUCAGGGAAGAAGCAAACGGUGCCGUGCCUGGACACGGUGGCCGGCAAGGUGUACAAGCUCUGCAAGCCGCCCAACGACCUGCGGGAGGUGGGCAUCCUGGUCACCUCGGAGAACGACAUCUACAUCGCCGGCGGCUACCGGCCCAGCAACAGCGAGGUGUGCAUCGACCAUCGCGCCGAGAGCGACUUCUGGCAGUACGAGCACGCGGGCAACCGCUGGCUACCCAAGGCGCCCCUUCUGCGGGCACGCAUCGGCUGCCGCCUGGCGCACUCGUGCGGCAAGCUGUACGCGCUGGGCGGACGCGUCUACGAGGGCGACGGCCGGAACGCGCUCAAGUCGGUGGAGUGCUACGACGCCCGGGACAACUGCUGGACGGCUGUCAGUCCCAUGCCCGUUGCCAUGGAGUUUCACAGCGCAGUGGAGUACAAGGAGAAGAUCUACAUCUUACAAGGCGAGUAUUUCUUCUUCUAUGACCCGCGUAAGGACUACUGGGGCCACCUGACGCCCAUGGGUGUGCCGCGCAGCCAGGGCCUGGCGGUGCUGCACCGCGGCUGCAUCUACUACAUCGCCGGUGUGUGCCGCAACCACCAGCGCACCUUCACGGUGGAGGUGUACGACAUCGAGCAGAACAGCUGGAGCCAGCGCGGCGACCUGCCCUUCGACCAGGCCACCAGCCCCUACAUCAAGGCCCUGCAGCUGGCCGGCCGGCUGCACCUCUUCGUGCGCGCCACCCAGGUGAUGGUGGAGGAGCACGUCUUCCGCACCAGCCGCAAGAACUCCCUCUACCAGUACGACGAGGACGCCGACCAGUGGCGCAAGGUCUACGAGACACCCGACCGCCUCUGGGACCUGGGCCGCCACUUCGAGUGCGUGGUGGCCAAGCUCUAUCCGCAGUGUCUUCUCAAAGUGCUCUGAUUGGCUGCCUCUCGCCGGUGGUCAGGCGUUAGUUAAGGGCGGGAAAAGAGAAAGAGAAGGGGUUGAGAGAGAACGAGAGAAAGAAAGAAAGAAGGGAGAAAGGGGUUGCCACACCUGACUUGCCUGAGGUGCUAUUUAGCUGUGGGGGUUCGGGAAACCCCUCGAGCUGCAUGUGUGUCUUAGUACAGAGACCCAUCUGGAUCCACAAGUCUUAAACAAGUGUCGGGAGUUGUCCCAAGGAUUGGGGAUUGGCUGGUUUUCUUUGGCGUUAGUUGUUGUCGUGGGUGACUGCUCCCGCUCCUACCGGCGGCCAUUUUGUUUGACAAUGGGCUCGUCUAAUGGGGCAAGCAGCAACUUGCUCAAUCACUUGUUUUACAGCCGUACAAUGAAUCAUAAGUGCAAUUAUCAUAUGGUUUCGCAAGACUUGUUUUUGAGCCAUUUGUCAUUUUCUAGAUCUGAGAGACAUGGAAUCAUAGGGUUAAGAUUGGGCUUUUUUUGUUUUGGUUUUUCCCUCAUCAGUUUUUAGAUGGCAUGCAGUUGAGGUUGGUGACAGUCGUACCCUCUGGAAAGGGUUUAUGCAGAGAGCAUUGGCGGCAGAAGUACAAGUACACGAAAUGCUUAAGUACGCGAAAGCCUCUGUACUUGCUACACGCGCUCAUACGGGUAUGGUGAGCGGAUGUGCUCACGGAUAGUUAGCUAGAUUUCAAAUGAAUAGAUUUUUUUUAUGUUCUCUUUUUUAUUUGUACCAUUUGCCAUGCCUCCUCCUGCGUGGCCAUUUUUAAAAACAAAACAUUUUUUGAGUUUGAGGGUUUUUUUAUGUUUUAAGAUUGAGUGUGUUUGUGUGUGUGUGCAUGCGGUGGUGAUGAUGGGAGUGAGUUUAUCAAUAUGGUGCAUUCUGUCGCAUUGCCAAGAUGUGAUUGGCCACUGCUCAUGGCGCUGUUUUGUGCGACAUGCUUCCCCACUAUAUCUAAAUACCUAUUUACCUAUUUAUGUGUUGUGCGUUUCGUUAUGUAUGUUCCUUUUUUGUGUUUGUCUUACCAGUUUUGGUAUGUAUCACAUUUUGUUGUUAUUGUUUGGAAUUAGGUCUUAUUUUAUUUGUUUGUCUGUUUUGUAUGGGUUUGUUUCUGUUUUUCUUAUGUUUGAAUAUUUGUGUCGUCAAUCAGUAUGGUGGACAAUUUUUGGUCCCUCUCAGCAUCCAGAUCUCUUAAAAAAAAAAAGAAGGAAAAGAAAAACAAAAAAAAACGAACUUGCACCAGCCAGAACAUCUAUUAGAAAUAUUCUUAGUCUCCAUAUUGGAGAGCAUACAAAAAGUAGAAUUCAGCUGAAUAUAGCUGUGAACCAUUGGGGAAGAGUAGAGGGGGAAUCCAGGCAAUAGGUUAUUACUGACAGAGCUGUCGUGUCCUUGUCAGGAAAGGAGCGAAGCAAAGGGAAGGGAAGGGAAGGGAAGACUGAGGAGCAGGAAGGUGCUUUCAUUUCUCAUUUCUAUUAUUGGGCCAUGGGGUCCGAGUAGAACAUCUCCCCACAGCUGGAUCUCUGUGGACUUUGCCUCUGACUCUAGAACAGGCAGGACAUUUGCAUUAAGACAGGACGUCUUAAAAGGCCAACCAAUGCAUUUGUUGAAAUGCGCCCUUGUGGUCUGGAACGUGCGUUUUUUAGUUUUAGGGUUUUUUUUUGUUUUGUUUUUGUUUGUAGCAAUAACCGUAGAAGAUAAUCGUGUGAAUGGAGUAGGUGGAGGUGGUUCAGGAGAUCGACACAUAUUCCUCAGUUUUCUUCGAGAAAGUGCAUUAACUAUUGUUGCAAGCUAAAACCUUUUGGUGGUGCUGAUUUUUUUUUUGUCGUGUUUUCGAAUCAAUGUGAUCUGUGGGUCUUCUUCAGAAUAACCUGCGGCAGUGGAGAUGUGGAGAGUGGCCUGAAGUUGUUUUCCUGGGAGCCUUUUAUACGUGCAGAAUCCUCCUGGGAUCAUGUCAAUGUGCCUAUCGAUUAAAAACAAACAAAACAAAACAAAAAGCAGCAGCAGGCCUACGGAGUUGCACUGAAUCAUGCUUUUGUUUUUCCUCACUUGCGAAAUGGCUUGCCUUGCCACUGCAAACUAUUACACACACACACACACACACACACACACACACACACACACGCAACCCUCCCAUCUUACUCCCCUCUCACACCCACCCACCCAUCCAUCCAUCACAGGCAUGAGCCAAGAUGGCGUGGCAUCAUGAUUCAUUUGUUGCAUCGGUGUCUAUGUAUAAGUAUCUCUAGAAUGUCACAAGAGGAACUAUGUGGAAAGCGAAUACAGAUGGAAAAACAAAACUUUUGGUGCUGCUUUUUUGACAAUCUUGUACAGAACUGCGAGAUAUUACAGCCAUCGGGUGACGUCCCUUGUAGCACGAUUGCGAGUGUUUUCAUUUUUUUGUUUCAAUAGUUUUGAUCAUAUGCAGGUUCCCACAGGUCCUGAGUUUUGCACUACAUCGUCCUUGUGUUUUGUGAAUUCACAGUGAAACGCUGUCCUUUUCAAUCAGUCUAAGGUGACAAAGCAAUCUCGUGGAGAGAGGGAGAGAGGCAGGGCGUUAAAAAAAACCUUAAAGCUCUGUUUACCCUCUGUAUUUUUUUUUUCCUUUUUAAAAAAGUGAAAAAUCACAAAAAAAAGUGUAUUGUGAUUUUUACGUUUGCCAUGAAGAGCAAGCAAUGGCAGUGGUGUAAUAACAGCCAACAAAUGGACAGAUAACAGCUUAGCUCUGCAAGUCCCGUGCCACUCAACUCGCGAUGGGUUGAGGAUCACAUGACUCUGGGGAGGGAUGGAAGGGCUCCUCCUCGCUUGUCGUUCCACGCCUAUCCUCUCUAUCCCUCCAUCCAAUCGCUCCUCUCCUCCCUCCCUCCCUCCCUCCUCCUACCCAGCCCUGCAGAACUGCAGAGACACUCAGAGGUGCAGAAAUCUGAACAGCCGGACAACUCUCAGGAUCUUUAUUUGUUAUUAAAACACAGUACUGUAUUUAAAGAAAUGUUGUUUUAUGUGUAUUAUACUGUACCAUAUGUUUGCUGUACUUGCACAGUUUUUUUUCCUUUUUUUUUUUUUAAGCAAAACUUUUUUUUUCUUCUCUUCCCAACUUGAAUAAUAGAUGUGAUUUUGUUUCUUCUUUGUUUGUUUUGUAUGUCUGAUGGGUGUAUUAUUUUCUAUAUUUACUCGUAGCUUUUUGGUAGAAGAAAAAGUUUGCUCUGGGGAUUAUGAGGAAAAAAAAGAAAAGGAAAGGAAAGAAUUUCAAACAGAAACCACAUAUGCUGGUUUUUUUUUUUUUGCUUGUUUUUUGGACUGCACAGCUUCAGUGUCAGUGUAAACUACACACCACACACAGCAUUACAGAUAUUAACUCCAUACAGUAACCUCUCAACAAACACCAGUCAUCCGUUGUACAAAAAGCUUCUGAAACAAUGCGGAUAAAAUCCACCUUGUGCUGUUGUCUGUUCUCCGUGCUAAAUGCUAUUGAGCUCUUGCUAUCUUUUGUUUGGCUCACGCAGCGUUCAUACGUGUCCACAACAGGGUGGAUAUCACCAGUGAGUUCUUCCUUUUUCAUUUGAGUUUUUUUUUUUUUUUUCAACUUUUAUUUGCUUGGUUGUAUGAUAUGAGACUUUGGUAACUAUUAAUUGAUCUUUACUGUGAACUUCACAUUGCACAUAAUUUGACAAUAAAAGAAAAAUGAAU